Molecule: messenger RNA, 1782 nt
Organism: Andrographis paniculata
Lineage: Eukaryota; Viridiplantae; Streptophyta; Magnoliopsida; Lamiales; Acanthaceae
Product: cyclin-D3-2-like
Exons: 4
Coding region: 255-1325 (356 amino acids)
Biological process (GO): mitotic cell cycle phase transition; regulation of cyclin-dependent protein serine/threonine kinase activity
Cellular component (GO): cyclin-dependent protein kinase holoenzyme complex; cytoplasm; nucleus
Molecular function (GO): cyclin-dependent protein serine/threonine kinase regulator activity
Source: RefSeq, a predicted model, not a curated record
AUAAAGACAGGCGUGCAAAGUCUCCCCACAUAAAAGCCCUCUCAGAGGUAACCCUUACUUCCCUACCCUUCCAUUGUCGCUUCAAGAGUUUUCUUCAAUCUCUCGUCAGGGAGAAAUCAAAUCGGAAGGAAGAGGCGAAUUUGGCGUAAGGAGAUAUGGUUUUGGCGGAAGGAUUCGGUGUUUGGAGGUUUUGGUUUUUGUUUGGAAGAUAAUGAGCAGAUUCCUUUGUGUGUUGUUCUUCUUCGGAGAAGAAGAUGGUUUCGCACAUCCAAAACCAUGAAUCCUUCCUCCAUAACUCGAUUUUCGAUGCUCUUUACUGCGACGAGGAGCAUUUCGAUGAAAAUGUGGGUUGCGGUUCGGGAUUGAAGGAGUCGGAGACUGAGACUGAGGUUAUUCGCGAGAUUCGCGAUGAAAAGCUAGGGCAGGAUCUUCUGUGGGAGGACGAAGAGGUUGUAGCGCUCCUGGAUAAGGAGAAGCAGCAAUCUGGUUCGAUUUACGAAGAGAUUGACUCCGAUGCGGAUUUGAAAGCGGUUAGGAGUGCGGCGAUUUGGUGGAUGAUGAAGGUGAUUGGUUACUACGGAUUCAACGCUACGACUGCUGUUUUGGCUGCGAACUAUUUCGAUAGAUUUGUUUCUAGCGCUUGUUAUCGGAAGGAUAAGCCAUGGAUGGGUCAAUUGGCUGCCGUCGCCUGCCUUUCGAUUGCUGCCAAAGUGGAGGAGACGAAUGUGCCUCUCCUGCUGGACUUACAGGUGGAAGAAUCAAAGUAUUUCUUCGAAUCAAAAACAAUUCUAAGAAUGGAGCUUUUGAUCCUUUCAACUCUCAAGUGGAAAAUGAAUCCAGCCACACCUAUCUCCUUCAUCGACCAUAUCGCCCGGAGGUUCCAGUCCAUGAGCAACCUGCCAUUGGAGUUUUUAAGAAGAUGUGAGAGCAUAGCAGUUUCCAUCAUCGCAGAUUAUCGCCUCUGUCGGUAUCUUCCUUCUGUCAUUGCUGCUGCGAUAAUAAUUUAUGUUGUUAAAGAGAGUUGCGAUGCAUCAGAGUAUCAAAAUCAGCUGACAACUGUCCUCAAAGCUAGCGUGGAAAACAUCGACGAAUGUGGAAGCCUCAUCGCAGAGGCAAUGGGAGGUGGCCUUACUUGCAAGCCUUGCCCUAAGCGCAAACACGAGUGCGCGCCGCCGAGCAGUCCGAGCGGCGUAAUCGACACUUAUUUCAGCUCCGACAGCUCCGUCGAUUCAUGGGCUGCUGGGUCGCAAUUCUCCGAUCCUUUAUUCAAAAGAAGCCGAACUCAGGAUCAGCAGCACCCCGUAUUCGUCGAUUAUCCUCGCUGAGGUUCCGUUAUUUGAUAUUUAGCUAUGAAUCCUACCGUAUUUUCAAAUCCGCGACAUUUCUCCCGAAUCGCAUUCAUUCAGUCUGUCCAUCCGACCAAUAUCGUUGCAAUCGAUGGAUUGAAAUCGGGUACGGUUGGUGAGAUCGGUGAGAAAGGUACUUUGAAAGUUUUUUCUCUGUGAUCUAUCUUUAAGGUCGAUUCCCGGAGUUUGGAUUCAAGACAUCGUUUUUAUUGUUAUGCACAUUCUAUUGCAUUUCUAGCAUAUUACAGCGCCUAAAUUAGAUUGCCACCGAGGUCGAUGAAAGAACAGGGGCGUAUUUGUUCGUCGACGAAAUCUGGACAGGUUGGUGGUGAAACUAUUUACUCCUUAACUUCGUUGGAUCCUUACAUAUAUGUAUAACUUGUCUCGAUGUGGGAUAUAUAAAUCAAAUUGGUAUUUCGAAAUUUUCUUUCUUUCU